GCUGUCCUAGUUACUUGAGCAAUGCCUCUUCCCUCAACCAGUCCAGUCGCAGCACACCGAGUACGAUCCGCUUCUUCAGCGGUCAGAGCCGAAGGUGUUUGUUUUUUUUAGUUAACGGCCACAUCUGGUUGGACUUUAGUGUUUUAUUGACCGGACUGGACAUUUUGGUCUUGGCUCUGUGGGGCUCCAGUCCUGUCAAGUUUCUCCUCCUGUCAUUCACCGAGCCCUCUGCCGCGCCUGGCGGGAGGAAGGAGACGGCUGACCCCUCGCCAUGUUUCUCUCACUUGUGGUGACGUUGGAGCUGAGGGACUUCCUGGCCAAGGCAAGAGGUGGAGCAGUGCGCCUCAUCAAGGUGCGCAUCCAAGAUGAGCAGCUGGUGCUGGGAGCCUACAGGGAGCCAGAAAAGAGCUGGGAACAGGAUUACGAUCACUUCCUGCUGCCCCUCCUGGACGAGCAGGAGCCCUGCUACGUCCUGUACCGCCUCGACUCCCAGAAUGCACAGGGCUACGAGUGGAUCUUCAUAUCGUGGUCCCCUGAUCAGUCUCCGGUGAAACAAAAGAUGUUGUACGCCGCCACCCGUGCCACAGUGAAGAAGGAGUUCGGCGGUGGCCAUUUGAAGUAUGAGAUGUUCGGCACAGCUGAGGAGGACAUCUGCUUGAUGGGCUACCAGCACCAUGUGUCCUCGUGCUCGGGUCCCGCGCCGCUCACGUUGGCCGAGCAGGAGCUACAGAAGAUCAAAAUGUCAGAGGGCCGAGUUAAACAGGUGAAAACCGAUAUCAGCGUGGAGAGUAAGCACCAGACCCUCCAGGGAGUCGCUUUCCCACUGCAGGAAACAGCCAAGAGAGCCAUGCAGCAACUUGCCCAAAAACGCAUCAACUACAUACAACUGAGGUUGGACGUGGAGAAGGAGACCAUCGAGCUGGUCCACUCCAACCCGACGGAAACCCGGGAUUUGCCCCGCAGGGUUCCCAAAGACGCCGCUAGAUACCACUUCUUCCUCUACAAACACUCCCAUGAAGGAGACUACCUGGAAUCCGUUGUAUUCAUAUACUCCAUGCCUGGAUACAGCUGUAGCAUUAAAGAGCGGAUGUUGUAUUCCACCUGCAAGAGUCGACUACUGGAAGAGGUGGAGAAAGAUUACCAUUUGGAAGUUGCUAAAAAGUUGGAGAUUGAUAACGGAGAUGAGCUGACAGACGAGUUUCUGUACGAUGAGGUCCAUCCCAAGCAGCACGCCCAUAAACAGGCCUUCGCUAAGCCCCGAGGCCCGGCAGGAAAAAGGGGACAUAAGCGCCUCAUUAAAGGGACGGGAGAGACCACACUGCACAGCUAGAGGGGGAUACAUUCCUCUCAAGAGUCGGGUCUGCGGUUCCAGCCCUCUUUCUUUCCCCCGACCCCCCAACACCUCGUCAGGCCCGGGGGAGCGAGCACAUUCUGCCGUCUCCUCUGUUGCCUGUGGACUGAAGCGCCUUUGCUGUAUAACUAAUAUUAUAUAUGUAUAUUAACUAAAGAUCGGACUCCCCCACAGACAAAUACAGGUGCAUGCACAUUUAUACAAAGGUUUAUUGAUAAAGGAAGAGAUGAGCAAAAAGAGUCGGGCUGGAACCAGGGCAGAUGGGCUUGUUAUUGUAAAUCUAAUUUCCCUGUUUCCUCCACGCUCAUGAAAAUAUGUCUGCAGUUUACAAUGUGAUAGAUGUGUAAUGAAUUGUAGAUGCUUAGUCAGACAAUUCAGCCGUCACAUUUGGCCUUCAGUUACAAGUUUUGUACCAAUAAUGUUUGUAAGACAAUGUAAAAGGAAAUUCUAAAUAAAUCCUCUUUAUACUGUGGUAGUA
Gasterosteus aculeatus aculeatus (three-spined stickleback) is the source of this 1829-nucleotide messenger RNA. RefSeq names its product twinfilin actin binding protein 2 (gene twf2). Gene Ontology annotation, cellular component: cytoplasm; myofibril; actin filament. Gene Ontology annotation, biological process: actin filament depolymerization; positive regulation of neuron projection development; barbed-end actin filament capping. The record is from RefSeq and is a predicted model, not a curated record. Gene Ontology annotation, molecular function: actin filament binding; actin monomer binding. NCBI's taxonomy places the organism in Eukaryota, Metazoa, Chordata, Actinopteri, Perciformes, Gasterosteidae.